AUGCAGGACAAGAAAGAGUUGCGCAUUCUCACCCCAGUGGGAAUGCUGGGAUAUGGCUUCAGUGAGCCGCUGUUCUGGCAAGCCGUCGACGCCGGGGUGGAUGCGAUUGUGUUGGACAGCGGAUCGACCGAUGGUGGACCAUCACGACUUGCCCUGGGAUCUACGACAUUUCCGACCGAGCGAUAUGCUCGCGAUCUGGCCAUUCUGAUCGCAGCUUGUCAUUUCAAUCGCGUACCCGUCAUCAUCAGCUCGGCCGGAGGCAAUGGGGAGGACGACGCGGUCGACAUGUUUGUCGACAUUAUCAACCAAAUCAUCGCCGAGAAGCACUUUCGACCGCUGAAGGUGGUCACGAUCAAAUCCGGAAUCUCCAAAGAACUAGUCUCGCAAAAGGUGCAGGCCGAUCAGAUUGUGCCUUGUGGCGCGGCGCCUCCCCUGCAGGAGGAACACCUGGUCCAGGCCCGGUUGCUUGUCGCCCAGAUGGGGCCCGAGCCCUAUGUGAAGGCGAUGCAGGAGCAUCCGGAUUUCGACAUCAUCAUCGGAGGACGCUCGUACGAUCCAGCCCCCUACGUCGCGGCUUGUCUGUACCACGGCUUCACGGAUCUGGGGGUCAUCUACCACAUGGGCAAGAUCAUGGAGUGUGGGGCGUCAUGUGCCACGCCCAAGUCCCCCGAGGCCCUGGCGGUCAUUCGCAAGGAGCCCUCGUGCUUUGAGAUCACCCCGCUCAAGCCCAGUGCGCGCUGCACCAAGAAUUCGGUCGCUGCGCACGCCUUGUACGAGAAUGCUCGUCCUGAUAUUCUACACGGACCGGGCGGUGCCUUACUCCUGGCCGAUGCGUCCUAUGAAGAACUGGCCGAUGGCCGGACGGUGCGAGUGUCCGGAGCGCAAUUCCAGAAGUCUGACCCCUACAUGGUCAAGCUGGAAGGGGCGCGAGUCAGUGGAUAUCACGGUGUUGUUAUUGGAGCCGUUCGAGAUCCGAUUCUGAUCCAUCAAAUCGACUACUUCACCACGGAGGUGGUCAAGGCGAUGCACGAGAAGCUGGAGUUUGAUUUCGACUGCCGGAUGCAUGUCUACGGCAAGGAUGGAGUCAUGGGAGCUCUCGAACGAGAUCGAUCCACCAUCCCCAAGGAGGUGGCCAUCAUCGCCCAUCUUCAUGCGCAGACCCAGUCGCAGACCACCGAAGCCUGCAAGCUGGCGCGAACUUACCUCGUCCACGGACCCUACCCCUACCAAGCGGCCACGGGCGGCAAUCUCGCCAUGCCCAUCAACCCGAGCAAUUUGACACUGGGACCGGCCUGUGAAUUUUGCGUCUACCAUCUCAUGCAGGUGGACGAUCCGACCUCCCACUUUCCGAUCACCGCACAAUGGACGCCUGUAUUGUCGGAGGACCAGGGACAAUUGGCAGUGCACCCGAGAGACAGUCUGCAGCGGAAGAAUGGAAGGAAACUCAAGGACCGCCCGAUGCCCCCCUGCGAGCUGGGCUCCAGAGAUGUUUUCCUCCAACCGCCCCCAUCUCCAGGCCAUCGUUACCUCGGCGACAUUGCUUCGGUGGUGCGGAGUAAGAACGCUGGUCCGUUUGAGCUGACCUUUGACGUCCUCUUUCGCGAUCUCAACGCGCUCGAGAAGGUUCGCUCGACAGACGUGCUCAAUGCCGACACCAUCGCUCGUCUGUACCAAAUUCCGACGGAAGAGGUCCUGGUGUGCAUGUACUGGCCCUCCGCCUGUGCUUUCAAGGCGACGAUCAAGCGACCGAUCGUGUGCGGAACUUUCGGGGAGACGGACACUCAUGGGUCGCAGCAGCAUGUUCCAUUAUUGUAUCUGGAGGUUCCUUGGGCGGAGUGA
This is a messenger RNA of Aspergillus aculeatus ATCC 16872, 1839 nucleotides long. RefSeq lists its product as uncharacterized. The coding region runs from base 1 to 1839 and encodes 612 amino acids. The transcript has a single exon. NCBI's taxonomy places the organism in Eukaryota, Fungi, Ascomycota, Eurotiomycetes, Eurotiales, Aspergillaceae. The record is from RefSeq and is a predicted model, not a curated record.